Messenger RNA from Manihot esculenta (cassava), 1394 nucleotides. RefSeq names its product thioredoxin-like fold domain-containing protein MRL7L, chloroplastic. Gene Ontology annotation, cellular component: chloroplast stroma. Gene Ontology annotation, biological process: chloroplast organization; regulation of DNA-templated transcription. NCBI's taxonomy places the organism in Eukaryota, Viridiplantae, Streptophyta, Magnoliopsida, Malpighiales, Euphorbiaceae. Bases 175 to 1263 code for a protein of 362 amino acids. The record is from RefSeq and is a predicted model, not a curated record. The transcript has 6 exons.
CAUGUCAGCCCCUGGCUUAAAAGAAAACAGUUCUCUGCUCUGCUCUUGGGGUUUUAGCUACAAGCAAGGGUUUAGCCUUAGCAAUUAUUUCAAGAAAUUCACAAACCAACGAUCACAUUAUUCUGACUCUGAGCUUCGUUUCGUUUCGUUUCUCCACAGCUAGAACCAAGUGAAAUGGCACUGCAACACGCAUUAAGGUUUCAGGAUUUAUUUUCGCUUGUUAAAGAGUACAAAUUCGGAGUUUUUCCUUCAGCUGCUGGUAUUAGUUUUCAUUCUGAAGCAAAAAGAAGCAGCAUUGAGGUUUCUUCCUGUUGUUUUAGUCCAUCAAAUUUGUUGAGGGUUCCUUGUCAGCGUGGUGAAUUCAGAAGUUGGGGAGUAAGAGCUACACGAACAGAGGAAACACUCAGGUCAGAUGAUGGAAAGAAAAAACAAUGGGAAGAAUCUAGUGACACUGAUGGAGAAGAUGAUGAUUCUUCUACAAGAAAAGGUCAGGUGCAUGACCCAUAUCUUAUGGAUCCUGAAGAGAGACGGGAAUGGAGAAGGAAGAUUGAAGAAGUAAUCAGCAAGUAUCCUGAUGUUGAGGAACAGCUUGACGAUGAUGAAAAGAAGAUAAAGAUGCAGAAGCUUCUGGAUGAUUACCCCCUUGUUGUGGAGGAGGACGAUCCUGAUUGGCCUGAAGAUGCUGAUGGUUGGGGAUUCAACUUGGGUCAGUUCUUCAACAAAAUAACUAUCAAGAAUGUGAAGAAGGAUGUUGAUGAUGAGAACUACAAUAGUGAAAAUGAGAUAGUUUGGCAAGACGAUAAUUACAUUUGUCCAAUCAAAGACAUCACUGCUGCAGAAUGGGAGGAGACAGUGUUCAAAGACAUAAGUCCUUUGAUCAUACUUGUGCAUAAUCGUUAUAAAAGACCAAAGGAAAAUGCAAAGAUUCGAGAUGAACUGGAGAAGGCUGUGCAUAUCAUAUGGAACUGCAGGCUACCUUCACCAAGAUGUGUUGCAAUUGAUGCUGUUGUUGAGACUGAUUUGGUCUCCGCUCUAAAAGUUUCCAUCUUCCCAGAAGUUAUUUUCACUAAAGCCGGAAGGAUCUUGUAUCGUGAGAAAGCAACACGAACUGCAGAUGAGUUUUCAAAAAUAAUGGCGUACUUCUAUUAUGGAGCCGGCAAGCCACCUUGUUUGAAUGGCAUUGAAGAUAGCAAGGAAUUGAUCCCAUCUUUUUCCGUAGCAGAUAAGAAUACUAAAAUUAUUGAUGUACAGCCACUUCAAUAGGAUUAAAAGUUUUCACUGAAUUGACUCCUGUGCAAGAGCUGUAAGAUCAUAAAUAUUUUGUCCUUCAUUUGUAUUAUAAAGUGUGGAGCCAUCUGCCAUUAGGGUUUGAUAUGGCCAAUUUCUUGAGUUCA